This is a messenger RNA of Cladophialophora immunda, 1713 nucleotides long. RefSeq lists its product as uncharacterized. The record is from RefSeq and is a predicted model, not a curated record. Gene Ontology annotation, biological process: lipid storage. The transcript has a single exon. NCBI's taxonomy places the organism in Eukaryota, Fungi, Ascomycota, Eurotiomycetes, Chaetothyriales, Herpotrichiellaceae. Gene Ontology annotation, molecular function: lipase activity. Gene Ontology annotation, cellular component: lipid droplet. Bases 1 to 1629 code for a protein of 542 amino acids.
AUGCGGCGGCUCGAAUCGCGGCUCUCGGCCAAUGUCUUCCUGCACGUGCCGUCGUCGUCGGCGAGGAAGUCGAGGCGGACGCUUCUCUUCUUCGUCCCGGGCAAUCCUGGGUUGAUCGGGUAUUAUCAUCCGUUUCUCGCCCUCGUUGCGCGGGGUUUGCGGGGGGUGGAAAGUGAGGGUGGACAGGAGGACAAGAAUGGCACCAGUAGUGAGAGCAGAGCGAAGGCGGUGGUAGCGGGGUUUAGUCUGGGUGGGUUUGAUGUGGACGAGGAGCCUUGUCAAUGUGGGAGCAAGAAGAAGGGGGAGGGGGAGAAGCAGCAGCAGCAGCAAGAGGGCGGUGGUAGUGAUCCUAGUCGUUGUGAUGAAUGGCAAGAUCGCGAGGGAACGGAUGGGAACGAGGACAUGAUAUCUACUCGAAACUCUCGUGCUUCGGUGGUGGAAGACAGGGAACUACUCUAUCCGCCAUCAUUCCCACUUCGAUCUCGCAACAGCAUGCAACAGGAGGACAAGAGCAAAGGAGACGGGAAAGGAAGCUGCACAGCAGCCGAACAAGACCAGAUCUACACGCUCGGCGAACAGAUCGAGCUCACUUACGCCCGGGUGGAAUACCUGGUUCACAGACUGCACGAGCAGGGAAGCACGUCCACGGAUAUCCUGGAGCAAGAGUCCGUCCAGGUCGUCCUCAUGGGCCACAGCGUCGGGGCGUACAUCGCUCUGGAACUCGUGCGGCUGUGGCACGAACGCCAUCACCGGCGUGCGCAGCAGCUCCAGACACCGUCGCACACCACAGCCGGUUCGUACGGGAAGGACGACGACCCGUCGAGAUCGGCCUCGAACUCCCCGGAGACCAGGGACGGAGCCCCUUCGAGGCCCAGCUGGGUGAUAUCAACAUGCAUCCUCCUGACGCCGACGAUCCAAGACAUCCACCUCUCCCCGUCCGGCCGCCUCGCCACUCCUGCUCUGAGCUACCUCCCAUUCCUACCCGGCCUGGCACACAUGCUUCUGCACGCGGUGCUCCUCCGCCUCCUCCCCUCGGCGUGGUUCUCCCUGCUCGUCUCGCGAGCUACGGGGAUGCAAACGUGGAGUCACGGCUUCGAAACCACGAUGGCGUUCUUGCGGAGUAGGAGAGGCGUCAGACAGGCCCUGUGCAUGGCGAGGGGGGAGAUGGCCGAGAUCAGAAGCGAGACGUGGGGACGCGAGGUCUGGGGCGCGAGCCACCACGGCGGCAGCAGCAGCGACGCGAUGACGGCCGCGGAGGAUGGCCGCGGGGCGAGCACGACAAGUCCAAGGUUGUAUUUCUGGUUCGCAAAGAAAGACCACUGGAUCGCCGAUGUCACGAAGGAAGCAAUCUUCGCGAGCAGAGCCACCGGUGUCGGCGUGCAACGGGACUGCCUUGCCAGGCCUCAAACGAAGACGGAGUUCGUAGAGACUGACGAGGUGGAUUUCACGGCCGAGUCGACGACAGGAGCAGCGAGAAUCCAGAUCCUGGAAACGGAAGCUAUGGACCAUGCAUGGUGUUUGAACCAGAGCGAAUUUGUGGCACGACGCGUGAGCAGCUGGCUGAGGGAAGUCUUGGAUACAGACGACAGCCCGCUCUACGACGGGGCGCCCUUCCAGCCAGCAAUCUAGAACUAUCGGUGCUAUUCAGACCAUACAGAAAUAGAACUGUUAGAGCAGCAGAAUUGGAAGCGCAAUAGAUGAUCAUCAAAGCUA